GAUGGGGAUGCGCAAACGCGCGUUUUGGCUCAAGCUGCUCAAAACUUGAUUCCUGUUCUCCGGCUGGAAGCCUCGACGUCGACUCCGGAUUGGAAGUCAUGCUUGGCCACCUCGUUCCGUUUGCACUGAUCGCGCUGUGCGAUGCAUACUUGCGCGAAGCGACUUCUCUCACGGGGCAGGAGUUUGCUGGGAUGAACUUGAAGGACAAAGCUGACUCAUUGCGCCAGGCAAGCCCUCGGUAUGGCAAGCUCGAAAUGAUGGGAGAGUGUUGCAGCGCUCCAGGUGAAGCGGAGCAGGUGGAGAACGACGUCAACAUGAACUCGGUCUACGGCUCGAAAGCUGAGAUCGCAGAUGAGGUUUUCAAGUACACUUCCUGCCGCAAAAUGGGGGAACAGGAGAGAUCAAGUCAGGCCAAUCCUGAGUGCUCCUAUUUCAUGGUCCUUCAGAACACUGCUCAUGCUGACCAUAGCUAUGCCGCAAAUUGCGUGCCUGCCCACAUGUGCAUGGACAAUGUCGUGGGUAUGACCGAGGGCAAGAUCGCGACGUACGGCGUCGUUGAGCGGAUUUUGCAGCAGAACCUGGAAGGUUUGGUGUACAUCGGCAAAGGCCCCCUGGGCAAGUGCCUGGAAGGCAUGACGAGGGUCAACGAAGGCGACCUGAAGGGCCUAAUCAAGGAGGAGCGCGCCGUCAAGCUCGGCAAACUGAACGUCAUCGCAGACAUUGUCACCGGAGGAGAGGCAGAGAAGAAGGCUCUGACCUUCGAUGGAAUGGAGAAAAUCCCAGCCGUGAAGUCCUUCAACAAAUGCGUGAACGAUGCCAGCGUGGGGUACCUCUUCGUGUUCAAGAACGGCUACUGGAGCGGUGGCAAGAGCGACGUGGAUCUGGGGGCCUUCUCAAAGUACAAGGAGGAGCGGACGAAGGUCAAGGAGCAGAAGAAGAAGGCGGCCGCGACGGCAAAGGCCGCGACGGCAAAGGCCGCGGGGGAGGAGGUGUCCCAGGAAGCUCCGGACCUUGACGACACGCCUUUCCCUGCGCUGCAGGACGCCGAGCGCUGUGAUCUGCCAGAAUUGGGCGCUUCGCUUGUGCCGGAUCCGCCGCCUGAAGGGCCUGUGCUCACCGACGACCGCGAAGAGCGCGAUCAGGACGAGCAGACGUACAUGAACUACCAAAUCGAAGCUCACGAAGCUGAGUUCUGGUUUCACCAGCAUGUGGCCGUCUACGUGUUAAACCUGCCAACUGCAGCUGACCGGUGGUCACGAAUCUCCAGGCAGUGGUUCCAAAGUGAGCACACCCGGAGGCUGGAGGACCCGGGAACUAUUCGUGAGCUUCACAUCAGUGCAGACCGCGUUCCGGGGAUCGACCUCUCCGAGCCAGGAGCCAUCCAGCAGGCGCAGGAGGAGGGCCUCGUGCCCCGCCUGUGGAACUUCUCCGCUGCAAAGCAGAACAUGGUAAGGCUUCUGAAGGACAGCAGCGAGACUACAGCGAGGAGGUAUCUAGACAACUAUGGGCGGGGCACAAUUGGCUGCGCAGCUGCUCAUCUGCGGGCCAUGUGGCAGGCAACGAGCAACGCCCACCGCCUGGAGAAGCCCGUGGUCCUCAUCCUCGAAGAUGAUGUGACCUUGGAGGACGACUUCAUGCUGAAGCUGCGCCGCUUGCUGCGUCACGAGGCCCCAUGCGACUGGGAGGUGAUCUCACUGCGGUCGCAAUGCCCCUAUGGUGUCUGCAUUUCCCCGCACCUCACCCGAGUGCAGCCAGACGCCAACGAGCCGGAGGAGAUGUGCAGGCACGGAGUGAAUUAUGGCUUCUAUGCCAUGCUCUACCGU
This is a messenger RNA of Symbiodinium necroappetens, 1823 nucleotides long. The record is from the annotation of a GenBank genome assembly. NCBI's taxonomy places the organism in Eukaryota, Dinophyceae, Suessiales, Symbiodiniaceae.